Molecule: messenger RNA, 2115 nt
Organism: Pocillopora verrucosa
Lineage: Eukaryota; Metazoa; Cnidaria; Anthozoa; Scleractinia; Pocilloporidae
Source: RefSeq, a predicted model, not a curated record
UUUUCUUGAUCAUAAAAUGCGGAGAAGAUGAGUUAAAGUAUCUCGUAACGCUCACUGUGUUCUGAUUCCAGGCAAGAUACCUGAGGAUAUUAGACCUAUUGAAUAUAUUGAUUUCGCAAAGGGCUGUGGUUCGAAAAGGGUGCAUUGUCUUGGCCGCUGGCCCGUGGUUAACGCUGUGAACUCAUGGAGAUUUUCUCGGACGUGACGAUAUCGCCAAAUACACAUGGGUAAAGGUGACCAUUGCGCCGUGUUUGGAUGUCGAAAUGAUCGGAGGUAUCCAGAAAGGUGGGUUGUGAAACCCCAUAUACAUUGUAUGAAGUGGCAUAAGCCGAAUCAAAAGCACUUUAAAGUAUGGGAGCGAAUUAUCAACCGCAAAAGCUUUCAGGUGACAGAAAACACAAAGGUAUGCAGUAAUCAUUUUGUAUUUGGCAAACCCUUGGGUGACCAUUUGCACCCUGAGCUGUGGCUGAACGGAUAUGAUACAGAGGAAACUCAUAGUGAAGAAGUUUCAAGAAUUCUGGAGUCCUUGACUAACGUUGAUGUGCAGAGUGAUAUGUUCAUAAACCCUCACACUAUUAAAAGAGACACAACACAUACCCAGACAAGCAGUGGGAAAUUUAAAAUGCUCGAUGUUCUUCCUAAAGACAAUGCAGGAGUUCUACAGGCUGUACCUGAACAAAGUGCUGAAGUUUCAAGUGAAGACAAUACAAAGGAAACAAGUGAGUUGCUGACAUCAGUUUCAAAUGCCUUGGAAAAUGAUCACACAUACUGUAUGUACGAGCAAAGUGGAGAUUGUAAGGAAGACUUUGCUUGUCAAUCUAGAUUAUGCUUGAAGUGUAAAAAGGAACUUUUGUCUAUUCUUGAGGAAAAUGAAAGGCUUAAAAAUGAAAACAAACAGCUACAAAAAGCUCUUGCUGAAGCAAAUCAAGUCAUUGUUGAAAGAACCAAGAGAGACUAUGUGUUCUGUGUACAAAAUAAAACAUUCUGAUUCAGCCCUUAUGAGUUCAAGCACUGGACUAGCUAACUUUGGUAAUAAAUCAAAUGAAUUUAAAGCUCAAUAGUACUAAAAUCACUUACUGAUUUACUUUCAGUGUAAUUAUGCAAUUAGGCUGGGCAGGAACAGAAGGCAUCAGUUGUAAUUGUAUUUUCUUUGUAAUAAAUUAACUACGAUGUGUUGGGGUAGCAGAAACUGAUAUCUCAUGAUCAAACUGAGGGUAGGUGCAUUCAUCAGUUUGUAAAAAAAAAAAAAAGAUAGAAAAAGGUGUCUUAAAGGUGUUAGAUAGUAGAAAAUUGUUUAAUAAAAUUGAAUGACAAUCUGAUGUUAGAUUUCAGAGCAAAUAAAUAUUUAAUCCAUGGGAACUAGGGAACUAUCAAAUCAUUGUCACUGUAUUUGACUGACUUAUUGAAAGUAUCAAUUUAUAAUGCAGAGAAAAGCUGUGAGGGGAGGUUGGAGGCUGUUCAAGGUACUCAUAUGUGAAAUUGGAUAUUCAGCUGGUCAGAGAAAUUUUAUGCUUGUCAGGGAAUUUCAUAAACUUAUGACAGUGGUGACCAUGUAAUAAAUUGAAAAAUGGGGCUAUUAACAAAGAGUUUAUGCCAUAGAUAUGCACAUUAUCUCUAGAAAAAGAGCUGGAGAAUGAAAUAAACUAAUCUGACCACAUCCAACAAAUUCCAAGAUGGAAGCUUUGGAUUUAUUGAAAGAGUAUUAUUUACUUACUUUCAUCCCAAUAUCUUUUCAUAUUAAUGUGUGAUAGCUCAGGCUAGCCCAAUACACCACCCUGUCUUCCUUUGAGUAAGGUUUUCCAGUCAAGAAGAUUGACUUAAUUUCAUUGUAGACAUAACCUUUUAGGUGAGGGUUUCUGAAAACUUUGCAGAUCUAAAAUUGAAUUUCUCUGAAAUAACAUUCAAAUGUUUACUUACUAAUUUGACAACUUGAUCUUUGGUCCCCACUAUUGAGGAAAAUACAUUUAUUUCUUGACUGUUUUAUAAUGAAUAAAUAAUUGAAAAGUGGCCCUUCAUAACCAUAAAAAUACUGUAGCGUCAAAGUCACUGCCUCAACUUCUCAUUGAAGUUUGUUUUCUUUUGUCCUUUUUCUGUUUAUAAAACCCUUUCUUUCCA